Molecule: messenger RNA, 1353 nt
Organism: Dictyostelium discoideum AX4
Lineage: Eukaryota; Evosea; Eumycetozoa; Dictyosteliales; Dictyosteliaceae
Exons: 1
Coding region: 1-1353 (450 amino acids)
Source: RefSeq, a predicted model, not a curated record
AUGAAAGAAAAAGAUCAAAUAGAAUUUGAUGAAGAUAUUGAUAAAUAUGUAAAAGAAAGUGAAACUAGUAGAAUUAAAUUUUAUUUAAUUUCAAUAAUUACAUUUGCAAUUAUGAUUGGUAAUGAAAUUCAAUUCUAUUCAAACUCUUUAGAAUUUACAGUGAUUGGUUGUAGAAACAUUACAAGUAUAGAUUAUGAAUUUGAAAAUACAAUGAAUACACCAUUUUCAACAGUAAACACAUCUAAUUAUUCAUUAUCAAUGUGUAUCAAUAGUAGAGUACCACAAUGUUUAACCAAACUAUUUUCAACAACAAUGCCAAAUGAAUCAUUAUCAUUUUCAGUACCAUUAAAUACAAAUCCACCAAUUAAAAAUAAUUUAAAUAAUGAUAAUAAUAAUAAUUAUAUAAAUCCAUUCCCUUCUUCAUCAUCACCCUCUUCUUCAUUAUUAUCAUCAUCAUCAUCAUCAUCGGAUAAUGCAAGUAUUGAAGAUUAUUUAAAAAUAGAUUUAUCAUUUAUAUAUUUUAGUUUUUCAGAUUUUUUAAUUAUAUUAUUAGUAUUAUUUUUUUUUCAACAUAUGAUGUAUAUUCAAAGAGUAAGGGCACAUCAAUUAUUUUCAAUGAAAUUUGUAUUGAUGAAACCAAAGAAUAGGAAAUUAGGAUUAGGUAUAUUUUUAAUCUCUUUCUUUUUAAUGUUUUCAAUUUAUACAUUCUUUAAAUUUUUCACAAUUAGUGAAAUAACAUAUGAUGUUAGUUUAAUAACAUGUUUUGAAAAUGAUAUUUCAUUAUUAUUUGAAAAUAAAUUACAAACUUCAAUUUUACAAAUCCUAUUAAACAUUUCAAUAUUCUUUUACAUUUUCAAAGACUCAAUUCAAUCAAUUUUCCAAGAAUAUGGUAAUUAUUAUGACGAAUUCAAUUUAAUUAAUUUUACAGAAUCAAAUAAUUCAAAUCGGUCAAUUGAAAAAUUAAAAUCUUUGAAAUACAUUCAAUCAAUUCAAGUCCUUAAUGCAAUAGAUAAAUACGUAGACAGAAAAUACUCACCAUCAACACCAAUUUCAAAUUUCUUUAGAAAAAGUGUUUUCUUUUCUUUCAAAACUACAAUGCUUGAUUUCUUACCUGCCAUAAAAGAGUAUUAUGAAUUAAAUGAAAAUCAUUUUUCAUAUGUUAUUAAUUUAAAUAAUAAUAAUAAUAAUAAUAAUAAUAAUAAUAAUAAUAAUAAUAAUAAUAAUAAUAAUAAUAAUAAUAAUAAUAAUAACAAUAAUAAUAAUAAUAAUAAUAAUAAUAAUAAUAAUAAUAAUAAUAAUAAUAGUUAUGAUUCUAUAGAAAUAACAAAUGAAAAUUCAAGAUUAAUAAAUUAA